UCGAAAUUAAACACAAAUGGGCAAUAGGAUGAAACACUGCUGUAAGCACCUACACCGAAGUCUCCUUCGUGUAGGCCCUCCUUACAACUUCAUUAUCCUCAUUCUGAAUGUGCUCAUACCUGGCUCAGGGACCAUCCUGAGUUCCUUCAUGAGCGUUGACUUUAAUGAUAUCCAGUAUUAUUGAGGAAUUUUACAGUUCUUCACAUCUAUCUGAAUAUUCGGCUGGGUUUGGUCGGUUUAUUGGGGAUGAAUAAUUUUCAUAAAGGGCUUCCACUAUCAAAGACCCUCCUCAGAACCCAAGCAGCGAAGACAAGUAUAUUCUAUUGACUUAUCAAGUUACGAAAUUCGAGAUCCUAAUCAACCACCAUUACCUCAAGAAGUAUCUGUAAGACUGUCACUUAACAAUGCAUCACUAAAUAAAAGUGGGCAUCAUCUUUAAUGAACUACCCAACUUUGAUAUACAUAUUUCA
Moneuplotes crassus is the source of this 470-nucleotide messenger RNA. The record is from the annotation of a GenBank genome assembly. Lineage: Eukaryota; Ciliophora; Spirotrichea; Euplotida; Euplotidae.